Salmo salar (Atlantic salmon) is the source of this 2396-nucleotide messenger RNA. RefSeq names its product lectin, galactoside binding soluble 3a (gene lgals3a). Gene Ontology annotation, biological process: positive chemotaxis; negative regulation of extrinsic apoptotic signaling pathway; eosinophil chemotaxis. The record is from RefSeq and is a predicted model, not a curated record. Gene Ontology annotation, molecular function: laminin binding; disaccharide binding; IgE binding. Lineage: Eukaryota; Metazoa; Chordata; Actinopteri; Salmoniformes; Salmonidae. Gene Ontology annotation, cellular component: cytoplasm; immunological synapse; nucleus.
AUUUGGUUCCGCCGGACGUUUACGUCAUAUUCAAGGCGUGUGCAGACUGUGCACUUCCUUUCAGGAGUUUUGUACAGUAUUUUUUUAAUCUCAACCUGGUACAUUCUUAUUGUAUCUAACUUUAGAAAUUGUUGAAAGACGUCUCUCUUUUGUCGAGGACAUGGAUUUCUCGCUGGCAGAUGCCAUAGCGGACAGUGUCCCGGGCCAAGCUGAGAAAGCAAGUAACCCCAACCCAGCCGCCCCUCCGCCCACUAACCCAGGGUGGCCUGGUGCAGCUCCUGGAGCCCCAACACAGCCCUCUGCUCCUGGGGGAUUCCCUGGGGGCCCACAGUCUGGUCCAGGGGCCCCAGGGCAGUUCCCUGGAAGCCAAGGACCGUUCUCUUCUGGUCCAGGAGCACCAGGGCAGUAUCCUGGAGCUCCCUCUGCCCCUGGUGGGUUCCCGCCCGGACCAGGGGUACCUGGACAGUACCCAGCCGGGCCCGGAGCACCUGGACAGUACCCUGCCGGGCCCGGAGCACCUGGACAGUACCCAGCCGGGCCCGGAGCACCUGGACAGUACCCAGCCGGGCCCGGAGCACCUGGACAGUUCCCUGGGCAGUUCCCCCCUGGUGGAACCCCCGGUCAUUUCCCUGGAGGCCCAAUGCAGUACCCAUCUGAACCCUUCCAGACUAGCCCUGGAGCACCCCCAGGACCCUACCCCAACGUGCCUUACCCAGGAGCCCAGCCUGGUGGGGGGAUGUAUGGGCCUGGAGGUCCAGGAGCUGCCUUCCCCCCUGGAGGAGGCACCUUCCCUGGGUUCCCUGGUGGGGCCUUCCCUCCAAUCCCCCCUGGAUCGUGGAGUGCUGGGGGCGGUGGAGUUUUCCCUCCCCAGCCCGGUCACCCUGGCUCUUUCGGUCCAGGUCCCAUGGGACCAUAUGGGGGAUCAGCAGCUCCAGGAGGCAUGUUGCCGGUGCCGUACGAACUGCCUCUCCAUGCUGGCAUCAUGUCCAGGCUGUUGAUCACCAUUGUAGGGGAACCCAUCGUUGGAGGAGAAAGGUUCCAUGUUGAUUUUUUAAAAGAGGAGGAUGAGGAGGACGAUGAAGAGGUUGUGUUCCACCUCAACCCUCGUUUCUAUGAACAACAGGUUGUCCGUAACUCCAACCUGGAUGGGUGUUGGGGUCCAGAGGAGAGGGAUGGAGGCUUCCCCUUCGUUCCUGGACAACGUUUUGAGCUGAAGAUCCUCGUGGAAGAGGACUCGUUUAAAGUAGCUGUGGAUGGAAACCAUUGUCUGGAGUAUGAGCACAGAGCCGGAGGGUUUGAGGACGUCACCCUGCUGCGCGUGGUGGGAGAUGUCACUCUCUACAGCGUGGCCCCAAGCAUGAUCUAACGAGAGAGAGAGAGACUACGUCUGAGUUCCAAAUGGCACCCUAUUCCGUAUAGGCUCCGGUCAAAAGUAGAGCACUACAUAGGGAAUAGGGUGCCGUUUGGGAUGUAGUCCAGUUCACUUCACCUGACUGACACUGUGGCCAAUGAUCUGGAUGGGGGGGAGGGGAGCUCACAUACCUCUUUUCACACUAUCGUGCUGACCCAAACCAACCUGCUAGCUCGGACAGUUUCUUUUCACUUUGUCCUUUACAGCAUGGUUCCAGAAACUAUGGCGGAUGGGUAACCAGGCUGGCUCGGUUUUGGCUCGGUUUAGCUCAGUGGUGUGAAAAGCCCUGCACAGCAUGUCCUAUAGGCUAUAGGUAAAAGAGAUCUAAUUAUUUGACUGUGUCAUUUAACGUUGUAAUAAUCUAUACAAAUGAGGGCAAGGAACUAGACUAUGUAACAGAGAAGGAGAUAUCUGCUUUUAACGGCAGUUCUAGGGAAAGUAACCAUAUUUAUUCUGCAUGAAAUGUCUCUAGGACAAAGGGGACGUGUCCUUAGCAUUUCACAAUGUUGUCAUGAUGGCAGCAAAAUAGGCUGUAUAUUGUUUGUAUGUCUGUUUACUGUCUAUAAUUACAAAUUAGCCUUUCAGGGUUAUGAUGCAUGUUGUGUGUGUACUCAAUGGACUGGACAUCCGUGUGGCUUUUUUGCUUUGAACCACUAUUUUAUUGCAAUGCUGUCUGCAAGGCUGAAUGGACAUGGACUAGAAUAUAGAAGGAUAGCGAGAGCCUCUGUGUACUGUAGACUGGCCUAGUGUUCAUUUAGCUAAGAUCAUAACAAAUGUGUUUAGACAUUUUCCAGUAUUAAUCCUCUAGGUCUCGCUGAUUUAAGGUCCGUAAAUAUUAUUAAGUAGUCAGAUCUACAGCUAAAUGAAAUGUAAACUGUAGUAGCUAAAUCAAUGUAUCACUUUGUAGAUGUUACCAAAGACUAAGUAUUAUUUUCAAAAUGAAGUUUUUGUCAAUAAAGAAUGAAGAGAGAGCUGAUACAUUUUA